This is a messenger RNA of Sinocyclocheilus rhinocerous, 970 nucleotides long. Its product is annotated as protein ripply3-like. Gene Ontology annotation, cellular component: nucleus. The transcript has 4 exons. The coding region runs from base 28 to 342 and encodes 104 amino acids. NCBI's taxonomy places the organism in Eukaryota, Metazoa, Chordata, Actinopteri, Cypriniformes, Cyprinidae. The record is from RefSeq and is a predicted model, not a curated record. Gene Ontology annotation, biological process: negative regulation of transcription by RNA polymerase II; embryonic pattern specification.
CGCGUGCGGGAGCGCUCAGUGUGAAAGAUGCUGCCGCUGGGUUCAGACGCGGGUCAGAUGCUCGGCUGUCCUGUGAUAUGGAGACCGUGGGAUCUUUCAACAAGAGAGACGCAAUUAAAUAAAGUGGUUUCUGGAGGUUUGAGGCGGGUUCAGGCUUCUGAAGAUGUGUUCCAUCAUCCUGUGAGGCUGUUUCUGGAUCGAUCCAGGACGCUGGAGUAUCUGUCUCAUCUGGGCCGGACGGUUUUGGCCAGUUUCCCCGUUCAGGCCACACUGCACUUUUACAACGAUGAAGACUCCAGCUCUGAGGAGGAAGAGGAGGAGGAUGAAACAGACACUUACUAACCUCAUCAGAUCCGCACGUCUAUAACAUGAACUCACUAGCGAGCUGAGAGUGAACCGUGCGACCGUCAGGAAGCAGAACACUGUUUAGGAAACAAGCCGUGUGAAUGGAGAUGUGGAUCCACAGGAACAGGAUUAUCACCUGAGACGAGCAGAAAUCCCGCGCCACGGGUCACGCCAUCAAACACAAACAGACCUUUGAUCUGAGGAAGUUCCUUCACGUCGGCCCACCUCUGGGACCGUCUUUAACGGGAUAGUUCACCGAAAAUGAAAAUUGUCAUUUACUUACCCUUAAGAUGCUCCAAAAAUGAGUUUCUUGUUAUAUUUUGAAGAAUGUUGGGAACCAAGCAGUAGAUGGCAGCCAUUGACUUCCAUAGUAUUUCCUUACUAUGGGGUGGAAAAUGUCCGGAAACUUUCCAAAAAUCCCUGGAAUAUUCCCAAAAAUCCUAGAAAGUUUCAGAAAUUUACUGGAAAUUUUCCACCUUUUUGCAGCCCUAAUGGGUUGGCUGUGGCUGUCACCAAUGGCUGUUUGGCUACCAGUAUUCUUCAAAAUAUCUUUUUAUGUAUGAAAAAGAAACUUGUGCAAGUUUGGAGCAACUUGAGUAAAUGACAACUUUAGUUUUAUGUGAAC